This is a messenger RNA of Botrytis fragariae, 1035 nucleotides long. Its product is annotated as putative ankyrin repeat protein. The transcript has 3 exons. Lineage: Eukaryota; Fungi; Ascomycota; Leotiomycetes; Helotiales; Sclerotiniaceae. Bases 1 to 1035 code for a protein of 344 amino acids. The record is from RefSeq and is a predicted model, not a curated record.
AUGCAGUUCCUUGAACUAGCACCCGAGUUGGUCCACCAGAUUUUGCUCGAAGCUGUCCUUACUCGUGGAGUCCAAAGGUCUUUAACAUUGAGACUUGUAUGCAAGCGAUUUUCUCAAGACGUGCAAUUCGCGCUAUUCGAAUCUUACCUUCUGGACGAUCACAGCACUUCAGGAUCCUUGUCCUCGUGGCAUAUCAAUAGAGAUAGACGGGCGAGCACAUUUUGGCACUCCUACCUUGUAUACAGAGUCCAAUAUAACUCCCAUUCCUACCCACCCCACUUUCGCCACAUCCGCAGACUUGUCGAAACUAUCUGCGCGGAAACGGGCGAUGACGUGGAAACCACAAUAAAAAAGCUUUGCUGGCCGAUUUUAGGAAGAUUAGCAGACUGUGUCUAUUCCAAUUUGAUGAUUCUCAACUUCGAAGCUGAUCUUUUACGUGCUGCAACGUAUCUCAAUGUCAUCCCUGUAGUAAAACCUUUACUUCAAGGAGGAUACCCGCCACGUACUGGGCGCGAUAUCUUCAACUCACCUAUGACAUUAGCUGCAUGGGUAGGAAAUAAGGAUUCGCUAGAGUAUUUGCAAAAGAUGGUGUUUGAGACUCAAUCAAUUUCCUAUCUAGAAGACGAUCCAUUCAGCUCGAUUAUAGGGGCUGCGACGAGCGGAGACAUAGUGAUGUCAACUUUCGAUAAUACGAGAUUCAUAGACGGGCCAUUUGUUCUGGAAGAUUCAAUUGCUGGGCGGUCUCUUCUCAGAGCGCAAAUAUCCACAGGAGAUCUUGAAAUGUAUAAACAUCUUGGAGGGUUUUUUCCAAAACCUACCAAUAGGCCCACCGCAUAUCAUCUAAUGUUGCAUAUUCGUUUAGGAAAUCUCAAGAUAGUGAAGUAUAUCCUCGAUACAACAGGAACGUUUUUUGGGGGGGCUCAAAGCGCUAGCGGAGCAAAGAGUCAAGAUAUGAUUGAUCUUUUACUUGAAUACGGUUUCGAUGUACAGAAAUCGGAAUGGCUAGGAGAUAAACCUAUAUCCAAAGAAGCCUAG